Prorocentrum cordatum is the source of this 747-nucleotide messenger RNA. NCBI's taxonomy places the organism in Eukaryota, Dinophyceae, Prorocentrales, Prorocentraceae. The record is from the annotation of a GenBank genome assembly.
AUGGAGGCCCGGGCGGAGGUCAAGGGGCUCAAGAAUAUCGUGUGGUCGGCCAACCAGCUCAUCGCGUGCACGCCGAACCCGAAGCACUGCGGCGGUGAGGGCGGCUGCGACGGGGCCACGGCCGAGCUCGCGUACGAGUACGUGUUCAACAAGGGCCUGCUGCAGCGCGGCGAGUACCGCGCCAUGGCGGGCGACGACCAGAAGGCAGAGUGCCCUGCGUCGCUGAAGGUGUCCACCGAAGUGGCCACCAAGGGUAUCAUCGGCGCUGACGGCAGCGAGACGCACCGCAGCGCGUCGAACAUGGCUGGCCGCGCCAUUGGCCUCACCGGGUGGACGAAGCUGCCCGAGAACAAGGAGGACGCGAUCGUGCGGGAGCUGAUGACCAACGGCCCGCUGUACGUCGCGGUGGCCGCUGGCGAUGGCUGGUUCGACUACAAGGAGGGCGUGAUGGCGGAGGACUCGUGCGACAGGGACUUCAUCGUGAACCACGCGGUGGUCCUCUUCGCCUGGGGCGUCAAGCAGAAGACCGUCCGCGGGCCGGUCAAGUAUUGGCAGAUUAAGAACUCGUGGGGCCCGCAGUGGGGAGAGCAGGGCACGGGCCGCUUCAUCCGGUCGGACCACGAGGAGAAGGAGUGCGGCUGGGACGAGGACCCCCAGUCGGGCUCCGGCUGCGACGGCGGCCCCGAGAGGGUGUGGGUGUGCGGCACCUGCGGCAUCCUUUACGACGCCGUGGCGCCGCACUUCUGA